UCUGUGUAGCUAGUCGGAACCAUUUGAGCGGUGGGACGGACUUCCGGAAGUUGAGUACCGCAUCAACUGCAAUGAGUUUUGAGUGGCCCUGGCAAUAUAACUUCCCACCGUUUUUUACGCUACAGCCCAAUGCUGACACCAGGCAGAAGCAGCUGGCGGCAUGGUGCUCCCUGGCUCUGUCCUACUGCCGCCAUCACAAGCUCUACACCCUGGACGUCAUGGAGGCCCAGGAGAGCCCCGUGUUCAACAACAAGAAGAUAGAACGAAAACUGUCAAUGGAAGCAAUUCAAGUUGUUUUUGAGCAGUUGAGUAAAAAAGGGAACCUGGAGUGGCUGGACAAAAACAAGUCUCGGUGUUUAGUCAUGUGGAGACGACCGGAGGAAUGGGGAAAAUUAAUAUACCAGUGGAUCUCCAAAAACGGGAUGGUCAACUCUGUGUUUACACUUUAUGAGUUGGCUAACGGUGAUGACACGGAAGGCGAAGAGUUCCACAGUUUAGAAGAGUGGAUGCUGCUGCGCUCCUUGCAGGCGUUACAGACGGACGGCAAAGCAGAGAUCAUCACCAUGGAUGAUGGGAAGGGUGUGAAAUUCUUCUGAGACGGUGCUGGAAUCACACACACACUUUGUCUGGGAGCCCUCAUACUGUACCUCAUAGGCAAAUACUAAGAAUUAGCCAUUGAAGGCCACACAAACUGCUCCUCAAUGCUCAGAGGAUGCUUUGUGCUGCAGAUGAUGUUGCCUUUAGGAUUGUUCAAAGCCUUUUUCUUAUUGAAAGACAACCAAUGUUAUAUCUAAGUGUUUUGGGAGAAGAGCAUUUAAGGUGACAACACUUUUAAAGAAGUCGCAGGUAAUAUUUUUGCCAUUUAAACUUGCAAUGGGCCUUUUUAAGGGAUUAAAUAAUAUCAUGUCUGAUACUCCUGGGGAAAAUCUCUCCCCACAAGCUGUAACUUUACUCUCUUUAAUGUAAAUAUGUCUAGUUUUACGCUGAUUUCCCCCCUGAUUUUCUGUAUAAUUGGAUUUGGACGUUUUUUGAUCUUCUGUUGUUCCAACGAGACAUCCCAAAGCUAUCCCAGAAUGCAACACCAGGGGGACUUUUUAUUUAGAGAACACAUGCUUCCAGAAGAGGAACCCCAUAGACUCGGACCACCACUCCUGGCUGACUGGGUGUAAUAAUAGUGGACUUUAUGAACAGAUUACUGUCAUCCUCUUACUGUGCUGUUAUAGCUACUGUGACACUCCUGUUCUACUCUCUCUCUGUCUAUAUUCAACUUUCUUUUUUUUCAUAUCCUGUAGGAAAAUAAAUUAGAAAUUUGCUAAA
Gymnodraco acuticeps is the source of this 1317-nucleotide messenger RNA. It is a transcript of the gene vps25, whose product is annotated as vacuolar protein sorting 25 homolog. Gene Ontology annotation, biological process: protein transport to vacuole involved in ubiquitin-dependent protein catabolic process via the multivesicular body sorting pathway. Gene Ontology annotation, cellular component: ESCRT II complex. Lineage: Eukaryota; Metazoa; Chordata; Actinopteri; Perciformes; Bathydraconidae. The record is from RefSeq and is a predicted model, not a curated record. The transcript has 6 exons. Gene Ontology annotation, molecular function: protein homodimerization activity; structural molecule activity. Bases 72 to 596 code for a protein of 174 amino acids.